Sesamum indicum (sesame) is the source of this 1405-nucleotide messenger RNA. Lineage: Eukaryota; Viridiplantae; Streptophyta; Magnoliopsida; Lamiales; Pedaliaceae. The record is from RefSeq and is a predicted model, not a curated record.
AUCAAAUAUACACUGAUACAUCAAAUACUUGCCUUAAUGAACAUAAGUACUAGUGAUGGCAUGUUAACGCUAAUUGUUUUGAUGCUCAGGAACAAGUGUGCUGCAUGCUACAGACAAUUUAACAAAAUGGAGCAUCUGGUUGAACAUAUGAGGAUAUCAUUUCAUUCAAAUCAUGAACCCAAGUGCGGAAUUUGUCAAAAGCAUUGUCGUUCAUUUGAAUCUCUAAGGGAGCACCUCAUAGGACCUCUGCCGAAGGCAGAAUGUGAAAGGGUAUUCAAGGAACGAGGAUGCGACCUUUGUUUAACUAUCCUUGGUAGCCGCUAUGCUCUUCAGCUCCACAGAGAGAAAUGCCAAUUUUCACGUGGAAACAAUGGUCUGCUAUAUCGGAUGGCUAACUUGGGCAUUCAAGAUGAGAUGAGGAUUGAUAAUAGCAGAGCAAAAGUGGUUUCACUUGCUUGCAAAAUGGUCGGCGGCGGCAGUGAUGGCUCCUUGGAUCUUUGUGCAAGGGUCUGCCUCAUUGAUGAGCAUGAAAAGAUAAUCUUUCAGACAUACGUCAAGCCACACCUUCCAGUCACAAACUAUAGGUAUGAAACAACAGGUAUACGACCAGAAUUUUUGAGGGAUGCAAUGCCACUUAGGCAAGUCCAGCGGAAGAUCCAAGACUACUUAUGCAAUGGUGAACCAACAUGGCAGAUCCGUUCUAGAGGCGGAAAAGCUAGGAUCCUUGUAGGCCAUGGACUAGAUCAUGAUUUGAAAUGCUUGGAAGUGGAAUAUCCAGCAAUAUUGAUCAGGGAUACAGCAAAAUAUCCUCCAUUGAUGAAGACAAGCAAGCUCAGCAACUCACUGAAAUAUUUAACAAAAGCAUACCUUGGAUAUGACAUUCAAAUUGGCAUACAAGAUCCCUAUGAAGACUGUGUUGCAACAAUGAGGCUGUAUAUGAGAAUGAGAUCACAAGCUCAUAAGGUUGAAGACUAUCCUAUGGCUUCAGAUCCACAAAACCGCAACAAUUUUGCAUCAUGGAGGCAAAGCGAGCUUGAAAGAAUGACUCCAGAAAAAAUGUUGGAAAUAUCAAGGUCUGAUUAUUAUUGCUGGUGCUUAGACUCCAAAUUAAGCAACUAAGUGCGGAAGAAGAUAAGUUAUUCAAUGAGGCUGAGACAUACUUAUGGAGGGACAUCCUUACACUGGCAGCACAGUACUAGCAUGAUAAUAAAACAUGCAAAUUUAUGAUGCCGCUUAUGGGAUAUGUUUACUGUUACGUACUAAUGCAUUUUGAAUUAGUUCACUCAACAGAUUUAUGUGUAGCAUCAUAAGUUACAAUAAUGUCAUUACUAUCUCUAUUUUUUCAUAAUUAUAUUUCACUAACAACAAUAACCCCAAAAUAAGAAGCAAACAACUAGGAGAUACG